Molecule: messenger RNA, 1820 nt
Organism: Exaiptasia diaphana
Lineage: Eukaryota; Metazoa; Cnidaria; Anthozoa; Actiniaria; Aiptasiidae
Product: monocarboxylate transporter 12
Exons: 6
Coding region: 98-1396 (432 amino acids)
Biological process (GO): transmembrane transport
Molecular function (GO): transmembrane transporter activity
Source: RefSeq, a predicted model, not a curated record
GAGACUAAAAUGUCGAUCUACAGUGUCAUGUCGAAUAAAGUUACCGAAAGAUCCAGAUUCUCGACUUGAGCUUUCUGUUGGAUUUCCAUAACACUACAUGUAUAAAAAUUUAAGUACUGCUUCAAAGAUGUUCUCCAUUUGUCAAGCAAAGAAAAAAGAUUCUUCUUGGUCGUGGGUUGUGUGUUUAUUAGGGACUCUUUGUACAGCUCUACAUUUUGGAUUUAGUCAAAGUUUUGGCAUCUUUCUUCCGAUCCUGUCAGACUACUUCAGUGAAAACAGGGAAAAAACUGCAUGGGCUGGAUCCAUUGCCAUCGCAUUCACACUUUUUGCUGGACCAAUAGCAUCAAAGUUAACUCACAGAUUUGGUCAUCGACCAGUUUGUAUUGUGGCAAGUCUCUGUUGUGCUGUCUCGUUGUUAUCAAGCUCAUUUGUUCAUGACUUGAAAAUCCUGUAUGUUUUAUAUGGAGUAGUAUAUGGACUAGCUAGCGGNACAAUGCUCAAUGCUACCUACACAAUAACCUACUCAUAUCAUAAUAAAAGACAAUCACUAGCUUCAGGAAUUGCUGCCUCUGGCUCUUCUGUUGGAGUUGUGAUUUUAGGUCCCAUCUUGGAAAUACUUGUAGAAGCUCUGCAUUGGAGAGGGGCCUUUCGAGUGAUGUCAGGAGUUCUGUUAUUGAUGUGUCUUUUAUCCUUUACCUUCAUUCCUGUUCAUACUGAGAGUAAUGGAACAAGUGAAGAACCACAGGGACAAGAACAGUCUCCAAAAGGGAAAUGCUCGGUCAUCAUUACUUAUUUGUCUGURUUUAAAAGUAUUCCAUACUGCRUAGGAACUCUGUCUAUUGUAAUUGGGUUCUUUGGAUUGUUUGUACCAAGCAUUCACUUGGUCAAGUUUGCCAAUGACCUCAAUAUUUCAAGUAAAGAUGCAUCUUACUUGUUCACUGCUAUUGGUGUGUGUUCAACUGUAGCACGUGUUCUCUUUGGUAUCACAAUUGAUCGUAAGUGGGUCACUCCUCUUCAAGGUGUCCAGCUAUCUACUUUGUUAAUUGGCRUUUCGUUCAUGGUGUCUACUUUAUCCAAGAUAUACCUGCAUCUGUUUUUGUUUUCRUGUGCAUAUGGUCUUGCCAGUGGAGUGUUUGUCACRUCUUUGGUGUUAUUCUUUCUUUCAAUCCUUGAGCCAAGUAUGAGUUCAGUUGGUCUUGGGAUGGGUUAUUUUGUCUCUUCUAUUAGUGUCUGUGGAGGGGCACCGCUUGUUGGAUAUAUUGCUGACCAAACUGGCUCCUAUAUCCUAUCUUUCUAUAUUGUUGGUGGAAUUCUUUUGUUUGCUGCAUUUUUCCCUUUUGUUCUGAAGCUGAACAUGUUCUGGAGAUUUCCACGGGAGCACAAUACAAGACUGUAAAGAAGAACACUUGUACGGCUUGAAAGAUCGACAUUGAUAACUUCAGGUAAUUUGACAUUUUUURCCAAGACAAAACGGUGCAAAMACUGGUGGUGAUUUGAUCGACAGUUAUUAUCCAGACUCCAUUAUGACACUAGRGUGUACAAUUAUACCAAUGGACUUUUCUAACMUUGGCAUAUUUCAUUGAAAUCAAAACACUGAGUGGCAUGGCCUUCUUUCCCUUCAUCAAGUACUGUGAUUUCCAAUGAGAUGCAUCAUGGGAUUGACRAAAGAACUAUUUGAAGUCAUUUCGUCUUGUGCUUGUGUCGAGCAACAAGCAUUAUAACUUGUAACUUUAAUUUUAAAGCGAAACUUUGUCCUCYCUUAAUUAGAAAUAAAAGGACGCCAUCUUGACGUCUGUCGGCAAAGUAAAUGCACCUGACAC